Helobdella robusta is the source of this 1608-nucleotide messenger RNA. RefSeq lists its product as hypothetical. NCBI's taxonomy places the organism in Eukaryota, Metazoa, Annelida, Clitellata, Rhynchobdellida, Glossiphoniidae. Gene Ontology annotation, cellular component: membrane. Gene Ontology annotation, biological process: sodium ion transmembrane transport. The transcript is spliced from 3 exons. Gene Ontology annotation, molecular function: ligand-gated sodium channel activity. The record is from RefSeq and is a predicted model, not a curated record. The coding region runs from base 1 to 1608 and encodes 535 amino acids.
AUGUAUUCCGAUUUUAAAGCUGAACUAGUUAGUUACGCAGAAAACACGACAAUAAGAGGCGUACCGCGAUUUGUUAAGACAAAAGAUCCAGUACUGAAGAAGCUCUGGGUGUUGUUUCUGAUUGCUUGCACUGUGACUUUAACUUUUUUUCUGUACGUUGCCAUCAGCAAGUAUAAUUAUUGGCCCAUUCGGACUAAAUACGGUGAAAAGGUUGAGGGCAAAAUUGCCUUCCCAGAUAUCACAAUAUGCAAUCUUGAUUCGUUCGCUGCUGGCUAUCCAGAAAUAUUACCCAUUGAAGAAUUUCUAUUAUUGUUUUUUAAAAAUAAAAAGAUGAUUUUGGAGCAUUUAGUAAAAAACGAAAGUUUCAGCCAGUCCUAUGCCCAGAAAAUAUAUGAAGAGUUUAACUCCAUUACAGGUUACAUUUUAAACAUACCAAAAAAUUGCGAUAUAAAAAUGGAUUGUCCAGAUUUCAUUAUUCAGUGUCAAAUCCAUCAAAGUAACUGGCCCGAUGAUAACAAGGACUGUUCAAAUUAUUUUGAAAAACACUGGAGCCCAAAUUACUACGUUUGUUAUACAUUGAAAACAAGUAAGCUACAAACAUUGAGCAACAACAUGUCUGUCAGGGGACUAUACUUAAUGUUGAACAUUGGACCACCUAGUGUGAAACAAAUUCCUUAUCAAUAUUCUUUCACGCGUUCUCAAGCAAGAGGUGUUCAGGUAGACGUCCACAGAUCUGGAACUCCUCCGAGUCCAAAAAAUGGCUUCAGUGUAGCUCCCGGAACUGAAAACAUCGUUACAAUAGUUCAGACAGAGAAACAUCGGCUGGAUAAGCCGUAUAAUAAAUUUGGUUGCACGGCUGAAACCAUUUUGAACGUUUCGCCCAACGAAUUUUACACACGUGAUUCAUGUAUUGAGUUCUGCAAGCAAAAAAACAUUUUAAAAAACUGCGGAUGUGUGUCUCAUUAUUUAGAGGUACCUCUCUCGUACAUGAACACUACAAACAUGUGCGGCAAUUUCUCGCUCGACAGCGAUCAAAUUAAAGAACACGGGUUUAACGUUUUCUUAAUGAAUAAAAAUGUUUCUGAUAACUUUCAAUGCUCUCAAAAGUUUCUUAAAGGAACUUGUGAAAGCAGCUGUUUGACACCUUGUGAUGAAACUAUCUACGGGACUUUUCUCUCUACGGCUUCAUGGCCUCAAAAUUCUCUUCAAAUUGACCUCUUUGAAAAUUUUAUUUACGAAAAAAAUUGCACUAAAACUCAUCCCGAAGUCGCCAAAAGAUAUAAAUUAUACACAGAUAUAUUGGAACAUUUUUAUGAAUCAAACCUCACCAUGACCGAUGCAAUCAAUACAAAUUUGAAAGCAACCUCGAUGAAACUGAAUCAAAUACAAGAAUCUUUCCUUACUAUCAAAUUUAUAAUAAAAGAAGACAUCCCGUAUUAUGAUAUCGAAGAAGCUGCCUACACGUGGGACACUAUGGUCGGGGUUGUCGGAGGAAUGCUCUCUCUUUGGCUCGGAGUUUCGGCGGCUACCUUCAUGGAAGUUGUAGAUUUUGUCUAUAGGUUGUUGAUGAAACGCUGCCAGAAAAAAAGUAAUACAGUUGCAAUUUAA